Molecule: messenger RNA, 4613 nt
Organism: Nematolebias whitei (Rio pearlfish)
Lineage: Eukaryota; Metazoa; Chordata; Actinopteri; Cyprinodontiformes; Rivulidae
Gene: edem3
Product: ER degradation enhancer, mannosidase alpha-like 3
Exons: 21
Coding region: 1112-3850 (912 amino acids)
Biological process (GO): mannose trimming involved in glycoprotein ERAD pathway; carbohydrate metabolic process; endoplasmic reticulum mannose trimming
Cellular component (GO): endoplasmic reticulum; membrane
Molecular function (GO): calcium ion binding; mannosyl-oligosaccharide 1,2-alpha-mannosidase activity
Source: RefSeq, a predicted model, not a curated record
UGGUUACAUUCAGAUCGAAAAAAAAAAAAAAGAAUUGCCUGAGAGUCUAAACUCAGGGUAAAUUGCUCACGUCACAGUCAGGAAGCGGAAGUUGUCGACGUUUACAUCUAGCGUAUCCGGUUCGUGAAGGCUGCUCUCUCGGUGUGACGAUAAUAGACUGGGGCUGUAAAGAUUUCAUACCUCAAAAUGACAGAAGAGGCAGAGGGAUUAGCUUCGCUCUUCAACAAUGGAGACUCUUGAUUUUAAUGUAUUUUGUAUUUCGGAGCAAUGCUUUGUCAUUACUCCAGCUAAAUUUAGCAUAGCUGGCUAAACCGUCACAACCGAUCGGUCGCUGUCUUACUGACGAAAGAAGAAAACUGCCAAGCGGAGGAAAUAAUUAACUUGUUUCUACAAAACGGCGUCCGGAGUGCCAAUGGGAGCUUUUAAGGAAAUUAUCUUUAAAGGGACGUUGUCUUGAUUUUGGUUUAAGUUGUUCAAGAGAGUGUUUUAUCGUAAGUAACGAUGACGAGAGAAGUGACGGAUUCUUAAUGAUUAAUUUUUGUUCCGCUGGCCUGAGACUUCUACUGUUUACCGAUCCGUAAAAAGGCACCUUAAAACGAGAUUGUUUUUUCUUUUUACAUGUUAGGAUUUCUUUAUCAGAGGCGUUUCCCUCCCUCUGAAGGUAGUGGAGGUAACUAAGACCGGUGUUUUGCUGUCAACGUGUCUCGUGGGUUCAGGUGACAGCUGGAAAGGUAAAAAAAAAAAAAAAAAAGGAGCUAACACCGACCUGCUAACAGGACGUGGAACAGAGUUUACUACUUUUUCUUGGCACAUCUCUAGUAGAUAUUCCCGGAUAUCUUCUUACUUGAAACAACAACAUUCUUGCCUACCUUGAGUUUCCACUUGUAAAUUGUUUGUGUGCUCACUCAGGCCAUCUGUCCUGUUUCAGUUCAACACAUAGCUGAGCAGCAAGUUAGGGUAGAAGAUAUUAUCUGUUAUCUUGUAGUCAGAGACACAGGAACUUUUAGGCAUGAUCUCAUUUAAUAUAUAUCACUUGGAAGAUGUUCGUGUGCUUUUGUUCGGUUAGGGCAGUAAUUAUGGCUAAACAUUUACACAGCUGAAUUGUAGUUACAUGCUCACAUCAUCUCCUCACCACGCCACAAUGUCGCCUGUCUUGUUCUUACUGAUGCUGUUUGGAGCAAUAUGCAGCUUUGGAAAGCCUAUGACACGAGAGGAGAAGCAAAAGUUAAGGAACCAAGUGGUUGAAAUGUUUGACCAUGCAUAUCAGAAUUAUAUGGACCAUGCAUAUCCAGCAGAUGAGCUGAUGCCUCUAACUUGCAGAGGACGAGUACGUGGGCUCGAACCCAGUCGGGGAGAUGUGGAUGAUGCACUCGGCAAGUUUUCUCUGACCCUCAUAGACACUUUGGAUACUUUGGUGCUUUUAAAUAAGACAACAGAGUUUGAGGCUGCGGUGAGGAGAGUCCUGUCAGAUGUACGGCUGGACAAUGACAUUGUGGUGUCAGUCUUUGAAACUAACAUUCGAGUCCUCGGGGGUCUGCUGGGGGGUCAUUCCAUGGCUGUGAUGCUGAAGGAGGGCGAGCAGCACAUGCAGUGGUAUCAGGAUGAGCUCCUGCAUAUGGCCAAAGACCUGGGACUCCGACUGCUACCAGCCUUCAACACCAGCAGCGGCCUGCCUUAUCCCAGGGUGAACUUGAAACACGGUGUCAGGGGUCCUGAGACACGAACGGGCACAGAAACGGACACUUGCACCGCGUGUGCAGGAACCAUGAUUCUGGAGUUUGCUGCCUUAAGUCGAUUCACCGGGGACCCUGUGUUUGAGGAGCACGCCCGGAGAGCCCUGGACUUUCUGUGGGAAAAGCGACAGAGAAACAGCAAUCUGGUUGGAACCACCAUCAACAUCCACUCUGGGGAGUGGGUCCGAAGAGACAGUGGAGUCGGAGCAGGAAUCGACUCGUAUUAUGAAUACCUCCUAAAGGCCUACGUCCUCCUGGGAGAUGACGAGUUUCUGCAGCGGUUCAAUACUCACUAUGCAUCUAUAAUGAAAUAUAUCAGCCAGCCUCCUCUGCUGCUGGAUGUCCACAUCCACAAACCUUUGCUUCCUGCUCGCACCUGGAUGGACUCUCUGCUGGCCUUCUUCCCUGGUUUGCAGGUGUUAAAGGGAGAUAUCCGCCCUGCAAUUGAGACUCAUGAAAUGUUAUAUCAAGUGACCAAAAAACACAACUUCCUCCCAGAGGCCUUCACUACUGAUUUCAGGGUACACUGGGCCCAGCAUCCCCUGAGGCCUGAGUUUGCAGAGAGCACCUAUUUCCUCUAUAAGGCCACAGGAGACCCUUACUACCUGGAGGCAGGUCGCACCAUACUGUUCAACCUCAACCGCUUUGCUCGUGUGCCCUGCGGUUUUGCUGCCAUGAAGGAUGUGCGCACAGGGAGCCACGAGGACCGAAUGGACUCCUUCUUCCUCGCUGAGAUGUUUAAGUAUCUCUUCCUGCUGUUUGCUGAAGCAGAGGACCUUCCUUUUGACGUGGAGGACUACGUCUUCACAACUGAAGCACAUUUACUGCCUCUGUCGCUGUCCACAGCCCCGUACUCCUCAGCCCCUACCUCAAACAGAACUUCAGAUGAGGAGCUGGACGACUCCAACUUUGACUGGACUUGUCCAAACACUCGACUCCUGUUUCCCGACCCCGCCUUCCCUCGUAACUUGAGAGAGCCAAUCCGUAGCGCCGUUGAUAAAAGCUGCCCGCGUCCUGCCCCUUACAGGGAGCCUGGCAUGGGUCGUCCUCCUCUCAGGGCUCAGGACUUCAUGGCUAACAACCCUGAACAUCUGGAGCUGCUAAGGAGGAUGGGAGUCAGCCUCAUCCACCUGAAAGAUGGCAGAGUGCAGCUGGUCCAGCAUGCUACACAGGCGGUGAGCGCUGUUGCAGCAGAGGACGGCGUUCGAUUUAUGCAGGAGAUGAUGGAGCUGUCCAGCCAGCAGCAGAAAGAGCAGCUGCCUCCCAGAGCCAUCCAGAUCGUCUCGCAUCCGUUCUUCGGCAGGGUUGUGCUGACUGCAGGACCAGCACAGUUUGGCACAGACCUGUCCAAAAGUGCCACAGGGGUUCGAGGAUUUGUGACCGUGGCUGAACCUUACAGCGGCUGCUCUGAGAUCACUAACGCCGAGUACGUCCAAGGCCACAUCGCUUUGCUCCAGAGGGGUCAGUGCAUGUUUGCAGAGAAGGCCAGACACAUCCAGAAGGCCGGCGCCAUCGGAGGCAUCGUUAUCGAUGAUAAUGAGGGCAGCAGCAGCGACACAGCUCCACUGUUUCAGAUGGCCGGAGACGGACGCAACACCGACGACGUCACCGUUCCGCUCCUCUUUCUCUUCCACAAGGAGGGCAACAUCCUGCUGGAGGCGCUGAAGGAGUACAGAGAAGUGGAGGUGCUGUUGAGCGACAAAGCCAGGGACAGAGCAGCCAUAUUCAAAGGUAAAACUCUUCCUGGAAGCCUGAUUGAGGGCAGUGCAGACGUGCAAGAAGCAGAGGAGGACACUCGAACUGAAGCAACAACUCCCACUUCGUGUGAACCCGUUAGCCAGUCGCAAAUUAGCACGGUGGGGCUCGAUGAAGUUUCUCCUGCACGGGAGGAAGUCAGUCCUGUUGCUACUCCAGCAGAGGAAGCACCGCAAGAAGAAACGAGUAACAUGGAUGCACAAGCUGAUUCGGCUCAGCCUAAAGAGGAGGAGAGAGACUCUGAGAAAACAAAGGAGCCUGAAGGCGACACGGACUCGAGCAGCCAGUCAGUGGACGAGCUGCUGGCUGACUGGAGGGAAGACUUAGAGGCUUUCAAGCAGAUGGAGAAGGAUGAACUCUGAUGGUCAUUGCACACAUCAUAUUUUCAGCUUGUGGUUUCCACCCAGCACAGGGAGACAACUUGGAGCAGGAGUCACCAGUCUCCGCCUGAUGAACUUUGAGAAAGUUGCCAUGAAGGUUUCAUUUGUCUCUCUGUUAAAGUUAUGACAUGCAAAGGCAUCCCGCGCACCGUAUCUCUGGACCACAAAGAAGUCCUUGGGUAGACCGUGAACAAAGGACCAGGAUUCUCCUCGCCGUCUUCAACAGUUUCUGUCUGUGCAACAUAACAAACCCUACAGAUUAACUCGGACCAGACAGUAACCACACCUCCCUUUCCAAUCCCACUGCUCUAUGCAUUACUGACUUGGUCAAACUCUCACUCCUUAAUUCAUUGACCAGUUGAUUUUAUCCAAAUGUGAAGAUUAUUUGUGUUAUUUUAUUUAAUACUUUAAUGGUCUUGGGUCUAAUCUGAUGUACACAUUGAAAAUCAAUAGACUUUAUUGUGGGAGGGGUGGGGUUUGGUGAUCAAAAUUAUUUUUAUGAGCUCAUGGUGAACAAGAAACAACAUUCUUUCUGGAAUACACAAGAACUCGUGUGUAAAUAUUUAUUCAUCCAGAUGCAUAAACUGAACUAAUUCGGUGCUGUUUGCUCAGGUUCUGGUUUCCACCACAAACAACAGCAUUUGGACCAUGUUGGAGCAAAACACUCUGGAAUUUGUUGGAAUAAACAUCCACAGGGUGGCGUUGUCGGAUCUGUUUCUAGUGCUGCUGGCAGGAGCAGCGAUCA